Seriola aureovittata is the source of this 1016-nucleotide messenger RNA. Its product is annotated as paired box protein Pax-5-like. Lineage: Eukaryota; Metazoa; Chordata; Actinopteri; Carangiformes; Carangidae. The transcript has 7 exons. Gene Ontology annotation, biological process: anatomical structure development; regulation of transcription by RNA polymerase II. Gene Ontology annotation, molecular function: RNA polymerase II cis-regulatory region sequence-specific DNA binding; DNA-binding transcription factor activity, RNA polymerase II-specific. The coding region runs from base 165 to 893 and encodes 242 amino acids. The record is from RefSeq and is a predicted model, not a curated record.
GACUCACGGGACAGAAUCUGAGCAGUGCUCUCUGUGUCAAAUCCUCUUCUUCUCGGUUUUACGUUUGAAUGAAAAUGUUUCUUCCUCCAAAACAACUACACUCGGUAGAAACCAACGACUAAAGUUCAGGAGGACUGCAGACUUUUUAGAGACGUAAAUGUGUGAUGGAAGUAGGUCUACGCUUUGGACAGGUGCCGCUCGCCGUGAAGCACAGGAACGGCGGGGUGAACCAGCUCGGCGGAGUCUUCGUUAACGGGCGCCCGUUACCGCACGUGGUGAGACAGCGGAUUGUGGAGCUCGCGCAAUUCGGCGUGCGUCCCUGUGAGAUCUCCCGCCGCCUGCGCGUCAGUCACGGCUGUGUCAGCAAAAUACUGGCCAGGUACAAUGAGACAGGGAGCAUCAGACCAGGAGUGAUUGGAGGCUCUAAGCCCAAAGUGGCCACUCCAAAAGUUGUGCAAAGGGUCCUGCAUCUGAAACACACCAACCCCACCAUGUUCGCCUGGGAGAUCAGAGACAGGUUGAUGCUUGAGCAGGUGUGUGACCAUGACAGCGUGCCCAGCAUCAGCUCCAUCAACAGGAUCAUUAGAAGCAAAGUCCAGUCUGAGUCGUGUGAAGUUGUAUCAUCAGCAUCAUCUGUUGCCAUGGGAGCAACCCAUUCCUCUGAGUCCACCUAUUCCAUCAGGGGGAUUUUGGGAAUCAGAAAAUGCAGCGGCAAAUAUAAAACAGGCAGGGACGUCUCCUGCAGUGUGUACCACGAUCAGCCAUGUUCCUGUAAUGAUGCCUGGGGACGGUCUGACCCCCGCCUGACCUCUAUCUCUAGUCUGACCUUUUACCCCAUCCAGGCAGCUAAUCAUAAUCCAGACCUCUUAGGGUCCCCAUGUCAUUACAGCUGAAGGGGGCUCUAAAAUACCCCAGAAGAAAGAAUAGCAUCCGUUUUUGUGCCAAAAAUUUGUUGUGUUACAAAAUAGAUGACAUCAAGAUAGAAACCUACAGCACAAUUUUCAAGUACGUUCAAA